AAAUUGAACUUUUCUAUGUUAUGCACUGCAGACGCCACAGUUCCUCGUUUUAGUAUUACUAUUUGAGAUUUUAACGAUAUUAUAAGAAAAUCAUCAAGAAUUUAAUAAAAAAUGUUCUUUGAAUGCAGCCUUUGCGAUAAAUUUUCAUUGGUUGCGGUCAAGUGUCGAGUAUGUCACUGUCAAAUAUAAAAUGUCAAUGAGAAUUCAGCUUGUUGACAGUACUCUCAAGUCAACAAUUCAACAUUGUAUGUCAAUGUAUUAAGGUGAACAGAUGUGUUGAAUCGCGCGGAAACAAAAUUUUCGUAUUUAUUUUCGAUAUUAAAUAAAGAAAUUUAUACUGGAAAGAUUAUACAUAAAAUAUCUUACUGUAACUUAGCAUCUGUGUCUUUGUUUUUGAAAAUUUCUUUAAAACAUUUUUAUAUUUUUGUGCGUAAUUUUAUUUGAAAGAUUGUAAACAAAGAAGCUGAAAACAAACAGAAUGUGGUCUCACUUAGAACGUGGAAGUUCACCCGUUGACUGGUGUGAAUCUAAUUAUUCUAUUUCGCCAGUUAUAGCUGAAUUCGUCAACACAAUUAGCAACAUCCUGUUCUUCUUGUUCCCCCCUGUGCUAAUUCACCUCUUCCAAGAGUACUCAAAGUUCUUCAACCCAGCUAUCAAUGUUCUAUGGGUUCUGCUGAUGGUGGUUGGUAUGAGCUCUGCCUACUUUCAUGCGACCUUGAGUUUAGUUGGUCAGUUAUUGGAUGAGUUGUCUAUACUGUGGGUAUUUAUAGCAGCAUUCGCUAUGUUCUUGCCAAAGAGACAUUUUCCAACAUUCUUAGGAGGCAACCGACGAAGACUCGCGAUUUGUUCUAGCGUCGCUUCAGUGCUGUGCACCGGUUUCUUAGUCAUGCAGCCGGCGGCUAACGCUUUCGCGUUAAUGACACUUGUCGUACCUGCCCUUGGGUUCCUCUACAAAGAAUUAAACCUGGUGGAGUGUGCGCGUGUGUAUCGACUCGGCAUACGCUGUGUCAUCGUCUCCUUGCUAGCAAUACUCUGCUGGACCAUUGACCGAAUGUUCUGCGACGCCUGGCAGUCCAUCGAUUUCCCGUACAUGCAUGGAGUAUGGCAUGUGCUUGCAUUCAUUGCCAGUUACACUGCUCUUGUUCUCUUUGCAUAUUUCAACGUUAAUGAAGAAAGGCCUGAACAGAAACCGCAGCUCAAGUACUGGCCCGUAAAUGAUUUUGAAUUAGGUGUUCCAUACGUAUCAAUUAAACAUCCAUGCAAAAAUGGCGACGAUUUAGCAAUUUAGUUAUGAUUGCGUCGAGUCCUGAAUAGGUAUUGUACGUAUGCAGAAUUAAUGAGGCUGAUUAACAGUGACUAAUUACCUUAUCAUGAUGAGAGAUACUCCCAUAAUUUAUCAGAUCUGAUAAGGAAAACAAAAGACAUGUAGAUCAUAGUCAAUUUGUGAGUUAAAGCGUUGUUUAAAUGAAGCCAAAAUGUAUUUUUAAUAAGUGGGUACUAAACCCGAUUACGAAAUUUAGCAAGUAUUUGGCUAAGGGUUGUAGAGUUUGAUACCUUUAUUACUUAUUACAUUUGGACUGAGGCGUUACGGUCUUAGCGUCUUUUGGCCAGAGAAUAUAUUUUCUGUUAACAUAUCC
This is a messenger RNA of Trichoplusia ni (cabbage looper), 1637 nucleotides long. It is a transcript of the gene bwa, whose product is annotated as alkaline ceramidase-like. Gene Ontology annotation, cellular component: membrane. The transcript has 5 exons. Gene Ontology annotation, biological process: ceramide metabolic process. Lineage: Eukaryota; Metazoa; Arthropoda; Insecta; Lepidoptera; Noctuidae. Bases 479 to 1288 code for a protein of 269 amino acids. Gene Ontology annotation, molecular function: hydrolase activity, acting on carbon-nitrogen (but not peptide) bonds, in linear amides. The record is from RefSeq and is a predicted model, not a curated record.